Messenger RNA from Asparagus officinalis (garden asparagus), 1192 nucleotides. Its product is annotated as peroxidase 51-like. Bases 67 to 1044 code for a protein of 325 amino acids. Gene Ontology annotation, biological process: response to oxidative stress; hydrogen peroxide catabolic process. Gene Ontology annotation, molecular function: heme binding; peroxidase activity. NCBI's taxonomy places the organism in Eukaryota, Viridiplantae, Streptophyta, Magnoliopsida, Asparagales, Asparagaceae. The record is from RefSeq and is a predicted model, not a curated record. The transcript is spliced from 4 exons.
GUUCAUCCCUUCACUGCUCCCUUCUCUAAUUUCUUCGAGCCUUAAUUAAAUCACGUUUCUAUAACCAUGAGGAAUUUAAGCUUACUCACCUUACUCUUCGCUUUGAGCCUAACUCGACUUAGCUCAGCACAAGUUCGACAGAAUUACUACUCCAGCAUCUGCCCCAACGUCGAGUCCAUCGUCCGCAACGCCGUCACGGCCAAAUUCCAGCAGACCUUCGUCACCGUCCCCGGCACCCUCCGGCUCUUCUUCCAUGAUUGCUUCGUUAAUGGUUGUGAUGCUUCGGUUAUAGUAGCUUCGACGGCGAAUAAUAAGGCUGAGAAGGAUAACCCGGAUAAUUUGUCGUUGGCCGGCGAUGGGUUUGACACGGUUAUUAAAGCGAAGGCGGCGGUGGAUGCGGUGGCUCAGUGCCGGAAUAAGGUGUCGUGUGCUGAUAUAUUGGCAAUGGCUGCGAGGGAUGUUAUAGCUCUGGCCGGCGGACCAUCGUAUGCGGUGGAGCUAGGGAGGUUGGAUGGGCUGAGCUCGACGGCAGCGAGUGUGACCGGUAAAUUGCCGCAGCCAACGUUUGAUGUGAACCAGCUGACAUCCAUGUUUGCUUCCCAUGGGCUGUCUCAGGCUGACAUGGUGGCUCUCUCAGCCGCGCACACACUGGGCUUCUCACACUGCAACCGCUUCGCGAACCGGAUCUACAACUUCAAGCCCGGAGCCCCCAUCGACCCGACGCUCAACAAGACCUACGCGGCCCAACUCCAAUCCAUGUGCCCGAAAAACGUCGCCGCGGACAUCGCCAUCAACAUGGACCCCUUCACGCCUCGAACCUUCGACAAUCAAUACUACAAAAAUCUUCAAAUGAGAAUGGGCCUCUUUACUUCGGAUCAGGCUCUGUUUGAAGAUUCUCGAACCAGGCCUGCGGUGAAUGCGUGGGCCCAGAGCUCGGACACUUUUAAUAAGGCCUUUAUCGCUGCUAUGACUAGAUUGGGCCGGGUUGGGGUUAAGACCGGAUCACAGGGGAACAUACGUCGAGAUUGUGCUGUGCUUAAUUGAGGUUUUCUUUUUUUCGUUUUGUGUAAAAAGAAUAAACUGAAAAGGGAUUGCUCAUGUUGUUAGCAAAUGAAGGAAUAAGUUCUAAGAAAGGAAUUGGUUGUUUUACGUAGAAAAAAAAGGGAAUAAAAAUAAAGCAUAAAUGUUUCUA